Penicillium samsonianum is the source of this 1977-nucleotide messenger RNA. RefSeq names its product SKN1/KRE6 family beta-glucan synthesis-associated protein. Bases 1 to 1977 code for a protein of 658 amino acids. Gene Ontology annotation, cellular component: endoplasmic reticulum membrane; plasma membrane. The transcript has 6 exons. Lineage: Eukaryota; Fungi; Ascomycota; Eurotiomycetes; Eurotiales; Aspergillaceae. Gene Ontology annotation, biological process: fungal-type cell wall organization; (1->6)-beta-D-glucan biosynthetic process. The record is from RefSeq and is a predicted model, not a curated record. Gene Ontology annotation, molecular function: glucosidase activity.
AUGUCGGACCACGGCUCUGAUUCCUCGGAGGAGAAGGCGCCGCCUCACAUCCGACUCAACUCGGGGCGGCAGGAUCCUUUCCUCGAGACAAAUGAGGGCUACGCGCCUCUUACAUCGCGGACAUUUCCCCGGCCCUUGACGCCACAGGGCCCCGACGCGCCCAUGGCAAUAGGCCCUGCGAUGUCACCAUAUGGCGUAUCAAAUGUCCCACAGUCCUCGGAAUUCCUGUUGCCCCCAAAGCUGAGGCCUACACAGGGACACGGUGUGAGUGGGACUGAUCGCCCCCGGUCUCCGGACAGGUGGUCUGCGACUCGCUCGAGUAUCAGUUCCAUUAGUCGUGAUAGCACUUUCCCCUUUGAUCCGUUUCAGGAUUCGAGGUCGCCUUCGCAUGCUGGUAGUGAGGAGUAUGAUGUCAACACGCAGACCGUAGCGGGGAAAUUCAAUAUCAUGCCCACUGAUGGGUUGUUGUUGUUCCCUGAGGAUGUGGAGAAGGAUGACUACAUGCAUAACCCGGACCCGAUGGACAAGGAUCGAGAUUGUGAUAUCUGGAAUCGACGGGGUAUUGUGAAUGUCGGUGGUCUGGCAGUUUUCACAAUCGGCCUUUUGGUGCUUUUCAUUGGUUACCCGCUCAUAACUUGGUUGGCGGGCAUUGGAAAACAUCAUGGUGGUAUAUGCCACCCUGCAGACACGUUGUGUUUGGAUGUUGGGGAGCGACCAUUGCUGGAAAACCUGCGCAGGGGGUUGAUUGACCCAGAUACACCGAAAGAGGCAUACACCAAGAAAGACGCCAAUGGAAAGGAGAUGAAGCUAGUGUUCUCUGACGAAUUUAACAUGCCUGGUCGAACGUUCUUCGAGGACGAUGACCCGUUCUUCCAAGCAGUUGAUCUAUGGUACGGAGUAACGCAGGACAAAGAGUGGUAUGACCCCGACGCAGUAACCACGGCAGAAGGCACCCUCCAGCUUCGGUUCGAUCACUUCAAAAACCACGGUCUCGAAUACCGAUCCGGUAUGGUACAGAGUUGGAACAAGCUCUGCUUCAAGGGAGGCCGUCUCGAAGCUAGCAUGUCUCUCCCGGGAGAUGGACAUAUCCAAGGGUUCUGGCCUGGUUUCUGGGCAGUAGGCAACCUAGGUCGUCCUGGCUAUGCUGCUACCACCGAUGGCUUGUGGCCAUACAGCUACCAUGACGGCUGCGAUGCGGGCAUAACCCCGAAUCAGAGUUCCCCUGAUGGUAUCAACUGGCUGCCCGGUAUGCGGUUGCCUGGAUGUGCCUGCCCUGGCUCUGAUCACCCGACUCCUGGUACUGCACGCGGUGUCCCUGAAAUCGACGUUAUUGAAGGCAGCACUGCUCCACUGUAUGGUGACAGCGGUCCCUUCGUCGGUAGUGCGUCGCAGAGUUUGCAGACUGCACCAUUCGACCUAUGGUACCUACCUGACUAUGACUUUGCCGCCGUUUACGACCCACGCGUCACCAAAAUUAACGACUACCGAGGCGGUGUCUACCAACAGGCCAUGUCCAGCUUAACCAACCUAAACCACCGCUGGUACAACGGCACCGAAUACCAAACGUACUCUUUCGAGUAUACACCGGGCGCAAAAGGCGAAGUGACCUGGUUCGUCGGCGCCGAAAAAACCUGGACACUGGACGCCCGCGCCAUCGGACCCAACGGGAAUAUCGGGCAACGCAUGAUACCACUCGAGCCCAUGGCUCUGGUCAUGAAUAUGGGUAUGGCGGACAACUUUGCGCCGCAGAAUAAGAGCAUCAUUGAUUUUAUGCCUGCUAUCCUGCGCUUCGACUACAUCCGGAUCUACCAGGACCCCGAUGAUGAAAGUAUUACUUGUGACCCACCAGGUUAUGAGACAACCAAGUAUAUUGAGAAACAUCGCAAGGCGUACGAUAAUGCGAACUUUACGACUUGGGACGACGCUGGGUACCAUUGGCCUAAAAAUUCCUACAUGCACGACUGUCCAGCUAAUUAG